Messenger RNA from Hippoglossus stenolepis (Pacific halibut), 6917 nucleotides. Its product is annotated as trichohyalin. The record is from RefSeq and is a predicted model, not a curated record. Bases 208 to 6492 code for a protein of 2094 amino acids. Lineage: Eukaryota; Metazoa; Chordata; Actinopteri; Pleuronectiformes; Pleuronectidae. The transcript has 28 exons.
UCAAAGGUGACGGCUCCCGGUUGUUGUGACCGUUGCUCGGUCUCCGUGUUUUCGUGUUUUCGUGUGAACGGAGCGAAGCGGCGGGUUUGAACGUUUCCUACGUCAUCACCCGUGACGGUGACGUCAGAGUUCGCGCUGCAGCUUCAGGUGUGGAUCCGGUUCCAGGAUCAGGAUCCUGCUCUGAUGAGGCACUGAAGGGACCUCGCCAUGGAGCUGCAGGAGAGGGCGGAGCUCCAAUGGGAGGUGUGUCGUCUGCAGGAGAAGCUGGCGGAGAGUCAGGCGGAGAGGGAGGAGCUGGAGUCGAGGAGCAGAGCUCUGAACGACAGGCUGUGCCAGUCAGUGUCUCCCUCGCUCGGCCUCUCGAUGCAUAUGGAGGGUGAGCAGAGGGAGUGGAGGAGGCGGGUGAGGGAAGCGAGAGAGCGGGAGGCCAGACAGGCGCUGCUCAUCCACCGCCUGCAGAACAAGGUGGUGGAGUACAGAGACCGAUGUCAGCGUCUUGAUCUUCAGCUGCAGAAUCAACACACACAACUGAUCAACACUGAGCAGAGGAUCAGAGAUGAACACAGUGACUCUCUGGAGAGCGCCCUCAUCAGGCUCGAGGAGGAACAGCAGAGGUCACUCGGUCUGGUUGAGACCAACGCUCUCUUGCGGGAGCAGCUCGGCCAAUCAGAGCAGGCCAACCAGUCCCUGAGGCAGGACCUCAAGAAGCUGACAGAUGAUUGGUCGAGAGCUGUGGAAGAGGCGGAGCAGAGAGAGUCUGAUUGGCUGAGAGAGAAGAAGUGUGUGUCAGGUGGUGUGGGCCAUCAUCAGGCUCAGUUGUUGUCUGUGUGGAGGUCUGUGGUUUCUCUGAGACGAGUCUGUCACUCUGUCAAAACUGCAGCCGACAGGGACCUGUGGCAGCUGAGGGCGGAGUUUUCUCGUCUCUCGUCGUCUCUUCUGUCCAGCUGUGACUCUGUCUCCUCUGCCCUGAGACUCAAUGAUCCUCACAUCAAACCCCCCCCCUCCUCCUCCACUCUGCUCCCCCUUCAUCCAGACUCCUCGGCCUCUGAGCCCCCUCUCGUCUCCUCCUCGUCUCUGGGAACCUUCGUGUUGGCGGAGUUGGAGCAGAGGUGGGAGGAGCUGGAGCGCCCCCUGCAGGAGACUGAAGUGUCACAGCUGAAGGAGCGGAUUGUGGAGCUCUCUCACUCGCUGCAGGAGGAGCACGGGCUGAGGGAGGAGAGAGAGAGAGAGGUAGAGAGACACAGAGAGACAGAGAGACGUCUUCAGUCCGUCAGUCGAGCUGUGGUCAGUCUGUCCAGAGUCCUGAGCAGCUGCAGUCGUUCUAUGUGUGUGUCCUCGGACAGCGUCCUCAGUCUGGACCUGUCCUCCCUGCUGUCUGUCCUGUCUCAGACAGAGAGCGCCCUCCAGGGGAGACACCAGGAACUGCAGGGGGCGGAGCUCUCUCUGCGGCGGCUCAGUGAGGAAAACGCAACCCUGCACCUCCGACUGAAACAGCUGGAAGACGACAACCAGCAGCUACAGACACACACAAAACACACUCAGCUGGAGCUCACACACACUCUGGAAACACUGAGCAGGGAGCGCGAGACGUUGUCUUCACUGCGUCUGCAGGUGGAGGAGGUGCAGAUGAGGGAGGAGGAGGUGAGGAGGGAGAACAACAGACUGAGGAGUGAGAGAGACAGACAGGAGGAGAGGAACAGACGCCUGGAGACAGAAACACACAGACGAGUUGGGACGGAGUUGUUGGAGAACGUUCAGCUGACAGAGAGAGACUCUCUUCAGCGGAUGGAGAUUCACACUCUGAAGGGGGCGCUGGAGAGAGAGCAGUUGGACAGACAGAGAGCAGAAGACGAGGCUGCAGACGCCAGAGACGCUCUGCAGAAGUCCAGGGAGUGUGUUGUGCGUCUGUCGUCCCUCGAGUGUGCGUUGAAGAGGGAGGUGGACGAGGGACGUGACUCCGUGGACAAGAUGGCCACCCUGAACUCAGCCUUGGCAUCAGACAAGCGAGAUCUGAUCAAACAGCUGCUGCAGCUGGAGUGUGAGCGGUCAGACAGCCAAUCACAGCUGCACACUCUGAGGUCAGAGGUCAGCUCUCUGCACAAAGAGGUCAAGACCCUCAACAGCGACUGCAGCCAACUUAGAGCUCACAAGGAGGGGGAGGCCGACAUAGUUCAUCAGCUGAGAGAAAGAGGGUCAGAGAUGGAGAGAAUAAUGGAGGAGAAGGAGAGAGAGUUGGCCUCCCUGAUGGAGGAGAGAGAGAAGGAUGGACGUCAGCAGGAGGAGAUGUCCUCUCGGUGUUCAUCGGUGUGUGCGGAGCUGAAGGAGGCGCAGGAGCAGCUGCAGCGGACGAGAGAGGAGGAGAGGAAGAGAGAGCAGGAGGAACAGGAGAGAGAGAGCAGGAGGCAGCAGGAGGACAAGGUGCUGAUGGAGCUCAGGUCUCUGUCGGUGUCUCUCUAUCAGCAGCUCGCUCAGCAGCAGAAGCAGCUGUCGCAGUCAGAGGUCGACAGAUGUCAGCUGAUCACACACGUUCAGACUGUGCAGGACGUCAAACACACACUGCAGGGAGAGGUGGCGUGUCUGAGAGAGGAGCUGGAGGAAAUGACAGCCAGGAGAGAAAGGUGCGAGGAGGAGAGUGAGGCGCUGAAAGAGAAGAUGGAGCGACUGACAGAGGAGGUGGAGGAGCUGAGGAGAACAAGGAGGGAAGAGAAGGAAGAGGGAAAGAAGGAGAGGGCGGCCUGGCAAAGAGAAAGGGAAGGUCUGAAUGAGGAGUUGGGGACGAGGGAUGGAGAGGUGGAGGCCCUGAGGAGGCGCAAAGAGGGAUUGACUGAGGAAAAGGAGGAGAGACAGAGGGAGGUGGAGAGACUGACGGGGGAGGUGACGGAGAGGGAUAUGCAAAUCAGCCAGAUGAUGGAGAGAAUACAGCGAGCAGAGAGAGAGAGGGAGAACCUGGAGGAGGAGGUGAAGAAGACAGAGCUGAGUUUGAGAGAGGAGGAGGUGAAGAGGGAGGAGAGGAGGAGAGAGAUCGAGGCACUCUGUGACCGGAUGGAGAGAUUAGAGAGAGAGAAGGAGGAGAGAGAGGGGGAGGUGGAGAGAUGGAGGAUGAGAGUGGAGGAAGUGGAGGAGGUUGAGCGACUGAGGGGCAGAGUGGAGGAGGUGAAGAGGGACAGAGAGGAGGAGAGGAAAAAGAACGAGAGAUUGAAAGAGGAGAAGGAGGAAGCUGUAGGAGGACUGUCGAAGAGGCUGAAGGAGAAGGUGGGGGAGAUGGAGCUUCUGAGGGUGACGCUGAACGUGGCAAAGGAGGAGUGUGAGGAGGUGAAGGAGGAGGUGCAGCGGAGGGAGCGCAGCCUGGAGCGACAGAUGAACGCCGUGAGAGAGAGGGAGGAGGAAGUGGAGGAGCUGAAAGAGCGACUGAGGCUGUUGGAGGAGCGGGAGGAGGAGGGAGCGAGGGAGCAAGAGGAGGUGAAGGAGAAACUGAAGCUGAUGCAGGAGAGAGAGGAGCAGCUGGAGAUGCUGCUGAGAGAAACACAAGAUAUUCUGGAGGAGGAGAGAAGGGAGGGAGGAGAAAAAGACGACAGGAUCUCCCUCUUGGUCAAAGAGCUGCAGGAGGCUCAGGCCGAGACCGAUGGAGUGAGGAGGAGAGUGAGAGAGGGCGAGGAGGUAAACGACAGGCUAGAGGAGGAGGUGAAGGAGUGGAGCAAGAAGGUCGAGCUGAGUACGAGGGAGUCAACAAAGAUCAGUUGUCUUCUGAAAGAACGAGAGGAGGAGGUGCAGCAGCUGAGAGAGGAGAGGGAGGAGGAGAAGAAAGAAAAAGAGGAGGAGAGGAGAGAGAGAGAGGAAAGGAGAAGGAGGAUGGACAUCGAGCUGAUGGAGUUGGAUAAGGAGAAGAGGAGACUAGAGGAGAAAUUGAGGGAGGUGGAAGAGGAACAGGAGGAAGAAAGGGAGGAGAAGAGGAGGACGAGGGAGGAGAAAAGGAGGCUGGAGGAGAAAGUGAGGGAGGUAGAGGAGGAGCGGGAGGAAGAGAGGGAGGAGAAGAGGAGGAUGGAGAACAGACUGAGGGUGAUGCAGGAGGGGAGAGAGGUCGAGGAGAAGGAGCUGCAGAGGGUGAAGGAGGAGAAAAGGAGGUUUGAGGAUAAACUGAAAGAGAGGUUGAAAGAAAUGGAGGGACAGAGGGAGGUGCUGAGAAGUAAAGAGGAGGAGAAAAGAAAGCUAGAAGAUGAAGUGAGGAAGACCAAAGAGGAGCGAGGGAGUUUAGUGGAGAAAGAGAGAGAUAAGCACCUCCUGGUGGAGGAGCAAGGGAGGAUCAGAGUCAGAGAGCUCGAGGAGGAGAAGACAGGGCUGACAGAGGAGCUGAGGAAGAGCGAGAGGGAGGUGACAGCGCUGAGGGAGGAGGUGAAAAGAGAACAAAGAGAGAAGAAAGAUGCACAGGAGGAGGUGACGGUCCUCAAGGAGGAGGUCCAGAGGGAGCAAAAAAGGAGGGAGGAGACCCUUGAGAAGUGGAGGCAGACAGAGGAAAUACAGAAGGAGCUGAGGAGGAGUGAGAGGGAGGUGUCUUUACUGACAGAGGAGGUCCAAGAAGAACAGAGGGGAAAGAAGGAGGUGCAGAAGGAGCUAAUGAGGAGGAGAGAAGAGUUGAAAGCUCUGAGGGAGGAAGUGCAGAGGGAGAGAGAUGGAGCGCAGGAGGAGCUGAGGAGGAGGAGAGAGGAGGUAACAGGGGCACAAAGAGAGAAGGAGGAGAUAGAGGAGAAGCUGAGGAGGACGGAGAGGGAGAUGAUGGCUCUGAGGGAGGAGGUGCAGAGGGAACAAAGAAGGAGUGAGGAAACCAAAGAGAAGCUGAGGCAGAUGGAGGAAGUACAAGAGGAGCUGACGAAGAGAGAGAGGCAGAUGUUUGAGGAGUUACAAAAGGAAGAGAGGGAGAAGAAGGGGGUGCAGAAGGAGCUUAUGCAGAGGAUGGAGGAGAUGACGGCUCUGAGGGAGGAGGUGAAAAGCGAACAAAGAGAGAAGGAGGAGACAGAGAAGAAUCUGCGGAGGACAGAGGAGGAGGUGACGACUCUUGGAGAGGAAGUGCGGAGGAGGGAGGAGGUGCAGGAGGAGCUGAGAGGAGUUCAGCAGAGCCUGGAGGUGAUGACGGACAACCUGAGCUCCCUGCAGAGUCAGGUGUGUGACCUGGAGCGAUCGAAGCAGGAAGUGAAGGAGAAGGAGCAGGAGAGGCAGCAGAUGAAGGAGGGACUGAGGGAGGCGCUGGAGGAGAUGACCAAACUCAAAGGGCUCCUGCAGGAGAGCCACACAGAGGGAGAGCGACUGAGGAGCGCUCUGAAGGACAAGAAGAAGGAGGAGGUGGAGAACCCGAGGACGGUCAUAGAGGAGGUGGAGCAACAGAGGGAGGAGGUUGAAAAGGAAAGAGGACAGCUGGAGGAGCUGAGAGCAAGAACCAAGGCCCUGGAGUGGAGGAGGAGGGAGGUGAUGGAGGAGCUGGAGGAGGCUCUUCAAGCAAAGGAGAAGACAGAGGAGUACAGGAGGGAGGCUGAGGAGUGUUGGAGGAGCAGAGUGGAGGAGAUGGAGGAGGAGAAGCGGGUGAAGCUGAGAGAAAUCCAGACGGUGAAGGAGAGACAGGAUGAGGUGGAGGAGGAGUGGAGGGUCAGGAGGGAGGUGGAGGAGAGCAGGGCUGAGCUAAGCAGGGUCAGAGCCACGGCGGCCAUGUUGGAGGAGGAGAGACAUGGACAGAUGAGGAAGAGGACAGAUGACAAGAAGAGAGGAGGAGCGGAGGAGGAGGAGCAGCAGGUCACGUCUCUGCUGCAGGAGAAGGAGGAGGUGAAGAGGCUGCUGAGGCUUCGAGAAACUGAGGUGUACGCUCUCACUCAGAGGACGGAGGAGCUGGAGAAGGACAGAGAUCGAGUCCGAUUGGCUCUGGAGAGAACUGAGGCAGCUCUGAUUGGCUACAAGGAGAGAACCCACCAACAGGAGCAGAGCUCAGGGGCGGGACCAAACUCAGGAGAGGGUGUUGGGGACAGACUCGUUGUCCUCCAGCGUCUCGUUGCUGAACUGGAACUCGAACAAAAACGACUGAACAAGAAAAACUCGCAUCUGGAAAAUACAAAAGAAAAACUGAAGAGAGAGAGACACACACUGAGAGACACACUGAGACAGGUGGAGGACGAGCGAUCGAGGCUGCGACAGCAGCUGACUGUAAGCAGCAGAUCUCAGGAGUCUACAGACACCACAGAAGAAGAGCGUCUGCGGAGUCGAGUGAUGGAGCUGGAGGAGCAGGUCAGUCAGCUCCAUCUCUCAUUGGCUGUGGAUCAACAGCAGAGGGCGGAGUUUAUCCAGCAGUCGUCCAGAAACAGCGAGUGGCUGCUCUCCCUAAGACACGACCUCGGUGAUUCGCUCGCCAUCGUCACGCACAGUCCAAUCCCAUCAGUCCUGGAGUCUGAGACACAGCGAUUGGACCGCAGCCUGAGGGAGGAGGAGCUGAGGAUGUCGCUCAGCCAAUCAUAACGCCUGAAAAAAUAUAAACUCCAAACUGAAGCUUUUGGCCAAAUGCAGUCAGCUGUUCUGUCACCAUGGAAACAGCUUGAUAUUUGAGAGGAUAUUAAAGUGAUCAUCUGUUUCAUCUGCGUCAUUGGACACGAAGCAGGAAGUAAACUGUCCAACCACAGAUCAACCUCAGUGUCUGACGCAGCGUCAGCAGCCAAUCAGCAGGGUUCUGUAACUGAAACAUGAGGCUCACUGGGUGUAAAUGGGAAACUUCUUUUCAAUUUGUGUCAGUUUUGAUUGUUUUCUAUUUGUAUUUCUAUUCUGUUUACAUUUGUUACGACACACUACAUUUCCCAUGAUCCUCAGCCUGAGCUGCUUCUGGUUCACGUGAAGACGAGAGGUCGGCGCUGAUUGUUGAAAGUUCAAUAAAGAUUUUUUAAACUGAA